AUGGACGAGCAAACGUUCGUCCCGGGGACUAUGAGAGCCCUAUAUCACCGACCGGCUUCUACUGCCAUCACCGAUCUGACAGCUUUGGAUGCGCCCAGGGUAGAUUCGGGGAUUAUCUUCGACACGGACUUUCCUGUACCAAAGCCAGCGGCAAAUCAGUAUCUCAUUAAAGUUCAAACAGCGGCUUUCUCUCAUGACGGACUAAGACUCGCUCGAACCCUCCAUCCAUCGAAAUCAAUCCCUCAGAUUCCCCUACACAACUAUUGCGGCAUAGUCAUCAGCACUCCCACUCAAGAUCACAAUAAACCAGAUGGUCCAAAGUUCAAAAUCUCCGACACCGUCUUCGGGCUCAUUAGCAACACCCGUGAUGGCGCCGCGGCAGACUAUACAGUCGCAACCGAAGAUGAGAUCGCGUUGAAGCCGAAGAACAUCAGUGCCGCCGAGGCAUCUACCAUCCCUGGACCUGCUCUCACAGCAUGGCAGGCUUUGUUCACAUAUGGGGGUCUCGACCCUAGCGACACACGUCAUAAGCUGCGCAUUUUAGUGACCAACGCCCGUGACAACGAGGUCGCUGCCCAGGCGCUUCAAUUGCUCCGAGCUAAAUCCCUAUUCCCACACCACCGGCCAUGGAUUUGCGCCACCUGUUCAUGCCCAGAGCACGACGAUUUCCUACGUGAUCAAAUCAAAGUAGACGAGGUCAUCGACGCCGCGCUCCCCUUACCACAGGACUUCGACCUCGCCAAGAUCUUCCGCAAGAACAAAUGGGAACCAGUCGACAUCAUCCUCGACUGCGCUGGAGAACAGAUGUUCAAUCUCGCCCACUCAUCUGACGUCGUCAAAAAUAACGGCAUCGUCCUGACCGCCGUAGACGACACAGCUGUGCAGCCCAAAACCGCCGACAGAGAAGCCCAGAAUCAGAAGCAAGGUCUCUUCAGUCGAUUCGUUGCCUUGAAACCGGAUGGGAAAGCACUAACUCGCAUUGCGGAACUGGUCGAAGAGGGUUCUAUCCGAGGCCGGGUCCAGUGUCUCGUGGAUCUGGCCCAUGGAGUGGAUGUCCUGGCGUCUGAGGCUGCUGGCGCUGGUGGAGGCAGGCGGGGAGGAAUGAUGGUCUUCCGGGUGAACAUUUGA
Messenger RNA from Aspergillus oryzae RIB40, 1128 nucleotides. RefSeq names its product NADP-dependent oxidoreductase. The record is from RefSeq and is a predicted model, not a curated record. The transcript has a single exon. The coding region runs from base 1 to 1128 and encodes 375 amino acids. Gene Ontology annotation, molecular function: oxidoreductase activity. Lineage: Eukaryota; Fungi; Ascomycota; Eurotiomycetes; Eurotiales; Aspergillaceae.